Messenger RNA from Oryzias latipes (Japanese medaka), 3349 nucleotides. It is a transcript of the gene tmem161a, whose product is annotated as transmembrane protein 161A. Lineage: Eukaryota; Metazoa; Chordata; Actinopteri; Beloniformes; Adrianichthyidae. The record is from RefSeq and is a predicted model, not a curated record.
ACAACGACAUCCGGGUCGGGUCGCUCACAUGUCAGUCGCUGUAACUUUCAGAAGACGUUCAAGAAUGUCCAGGAACGCCGCGAGACAGCUGUGAGCUCGUGCCCUGCUAGAGGAAAUGGCUCUGAUGGGGGUUCAGCUGGUGGUCAGCCUGCUGGCUGCUAGCAUCAUGCAGAGGAUGGCUCCUCACUUCUCCUUCGCUCGCUGGCUCCUCUGUAACGGAAGUUUAUUUAGGUUCAAGCAUCCUUCAGAGGGGGAACUGUGUGCGCUGGCAGGGAAGCAGAUGCCCAAGCAAAACAGGAGAGACAGUAGAAAACAAAACGGUGAGAGCAAACCUCUCACGGUGCCCAAAGACAUCGACCUGCACCUGGAGACAGCUCCCGUCAAAGCGAUGGAUGCCCUGGUUCUGCGGUUCUUCCUGGAGUACCAGUGGCUGGUUGACUUUGCAGUCUACGCUGUUGGAGUCUUCCUCUUCACUGAGUGUUAUUACAGCGUAGUAGACGCCAGCAAAGAGGUCAACAUUGGAGCCAUGUGGUGUCUCCUAAUUGUUGUCUUUGGUCUAAAGACCCUUCAUACUUUGAUGAGCCACUACUUCCACUCAGAGGAGGGGGGGGAGCGCUCCGUGUGUCUGGCCUUUGGCUUCCUCUCUCUCCUUGUGGCCAUGCUUGUGCUGGUCGUCAAGGAGGACUACUUGGAAUUCGGCCUUGAGUCCGGAUUUUCCAGCCUGUUUGACAACUUGGAAAUCUUUGCCAAGCAGCAGGGCUAUGCGGAGUGGUCCAUCCCUGUGACCAGGCUGACCGUCAAGCUCUUUCUGGCAGCUGUGUGUGCGUACAUCGGUGCCCUACUGGCUUUUCCUGGACUGCGUCUGGCUCAGACUCACCUGGAUGCGGUACAGAUGAACUCAGAACGCCCUUUAAUCCAGAUCCUGUUGCACAUGGGUUUCUUGUCUCCAGUCGUGGUUUUGGUCCUGUGGGUGAAGCCUAUCGCUAGAGACUUUCUGGCAAACGCACCGAUGGGAAAGACUUCUGUCACUCUAGUGUCCAGUGCCGCAUUUGACAGCAUGCGCUUGUGGAUCAUCGUGGCGCUGUGUGCUCUGCGGCUGGGCCUGAUACGGUACCACCUGCAGGCCUACCUCAACCUGGCUAACAAAUGGGUGGAGCAGAUGAAGAAGGAGGCGGGACGCAUUGCUGCUAUUGACAUUCAGAGAAAGGUUACUCGAGUAUUUUGCUACUUGACUGUAGUUACUCUUCAGUAUCUGGUUCCUGUUUUCCUCAUCCUCUUCUCCACUCUCUCACUAAAAGCCCUGGGGGACUUCUCCUGGGGAAUGGGGAACGAGGAGACUCCUGGAGUGACUCCAGCCUUGGUGAUGUCCACAGCAGCACCUGUCCUGUCCGGUGGGGUGGAUGAAGAUGAAGAUGGGAUGGAGGACAUGGAGGAAGACAUCCAGGCCACAGCAGCUCGCCUGUCGGAGACCUUUACGGCUCUACGUUCUGUCCUUACCCCACUUUUCUUCCGCGGUUUCUUUGCCUUCCUGACCUGGUGGGUGGCUGCCUGCCAAGUUAUCAGCUCCUUGUUUGGGAUCUACUUCCACCAGUAUCUAAUGCAGAACUAGAGCAGCUGAGGGGCUGUGGGCUCAUUUUUCAGCUGUGAGGGUGUCCUCCUGCAGAAACAGAGGCCUUUUAUGGAAAUCCUACAACAGACAAAGUUUGCUUUUCUGUGCAGCUCUGUGGUCAGAGAGGCAGUUCCACCAGCAGACUACAGCAACACAAAUAUCCAAAACAGCUGGGGCUUGUUUCACACAGGAGGUUCUACACGGUCAGGUACACGUCUGAACAUCUCUGCUCUUAAAGUUCAGGGAGUUCCAGCAUGAUGCAGCCUACAGGACGGCCCAGACCUCUGCCACCGCAGAGGGUCUUCAUGGCUGUCAUUGCAGUUUCGACGUCUCACUCUGAUCUUAAAGAGGAGUUGAAUGAAGAAGUUCAUUUCCUUCAUGCAAACAGCUGCUGUUUCAUCUGUUGUCCUUAUUCUUUUCCAGAAAUCUUGACCCUCUACUGAUUUACAAAAUUCAAAUUCAAAAUUGUCUGUGCCAAUUCUAUAGCAUUUUAGGAAAAUGUACGCUUUCUUUUCUGAGGUCUUUGUAGCAGAAAGACGAGUCGCAUCGUAACAAACACGGCUUUAGACUCUAUUAAAUCCAUAGAUUUAAGAGAUUUAAUCUGUGGUGGGAGCGUGUACAAAUAGACAUCAAUUGGGAUGUGGCAGCAAUACAUGAAUAUCCAUGGUAAUCUAUACUUCACCAUGGUUUUUUCUGCUUCAAACCAGGAAAAAUGUUUCGGUGUAAAGCUUGCAGGACAGAUGAUCCAUCCAGCUGUGCAGAUGUUUUCUGACGCUUCUGCCUGAAGCUAAACCUGCCAGAUACUUUUAGCCGUUAAUGAUGUCAAAUGGACUGUUGGAUAUUGGCUGGAUUAAAAAAAAAAACAAAGGUAAAAAUUGGAAGUAAGAACUGCAAUAAUUGUUUUUGAUUAUGUGUUUGAUUUGCUCUUAACAGUCAGUUGAUGACAAAACUGUUAUCAAUGGUCUAAUGAUAAAAACAGCAGGAUGUGCUCCUGUGACGCCACUACAACUACAGAUAGUCUGAGAUGAGCUGAAAGGCUGAAAAACUAGCUGAUCUGACUUUAUUCUACAGGCCCCUUCAGCCCCCCAUCCAGCCCCCCAUCCAGCUUCAUUUAGCCGUUUUCUCUGCUGCUGCUGCAUUUGAAUGCUACCUUUGAUAUAGUUGUUGGUGGAUGAUAGUACAUACUUUUUGUACGGGAGACUUGGUCUCUCUUAAAGAACCGAUUCAAGAGUGCUAAUUUAAAUUUUUGUUCUCAUUGGGAGCUGACUGAGUUGCAAAUGAGGUGAGAGUGUUAUGAGUUUGAAGUUAUUUGUUGAAGUUAAGCACUGGAGUGUCUGUUUAACCCCGGGGUCUGCAGAAGCCGAUGAGUUUGUCUUGUUUGAAAUGUCUGGUUUUUAUGCAGGUAGUGGAUUCCUCUCAAUGGCAAACAUGCAACAUUUCUGUCUCUGGAUGUUCUUUCCAGACUCUCCCUUUCAUUCACAUUUUACUAAACUUGCUUUUUUGACCUGUUUUUAUUUAAAACUCUGAAUAUUUAAAAACUGCUUCUUCAGUUAAAUUGUUUUCCUUGGUCUAAAAUGAUGCUGAAGGCUUUUGUUUAGUUUGCUUCAGUUUUGUGUUGUUUUUUUCAGUGCAUGGUGUGUUGAAGAGCGGCAGAAUAAACAUGAGCCCUUUGUUGGACAUCGUCUUUUACUUGAGUUUUCCUGACGGAGUAGAUGCAUUAAAGACCUUUGCUGUGUUUGA